GGGGGUGACGCCCGGGCUGUGAGGGGGCGGCUUCGCCCGGAGGUGCAGAGGGGCCUUCCUGCCGGCGCCGCGGCGCCUUCCCCCCGAGCUGGGGCCGGGCCCCCCGGUGGGGAUGCGGGUCCCCGCAGGGGGAGAGGCGGCGGUGGCGGCGCCUCCCCGUGAGGGGAAGCCGAGCAAGACCCGCUGUGCGCCCCAGUGGCCCAUCGCCCCUCCAGCUGCCCGGCCCCCCUGAGAGCCACAGGACCCCCGCGCUGACGGACACGGUAGGACCUGAGUGAGUUUUCCACAGGAGCCAAAGUGUGGUGCGGGCCCGACCCCAGCUAAACUUACGGAGUAAGCGGUGGAAAUGUAGUUUUGAUUGUGUAACUCCAGGACUGGCCCAAGUGCAUCAGAUGGUGACAGGACUGGAAGCCCUACAGUAGCUUUUGUAGGACACUCACACCCACAGACAUGCAUUUUUAAAAUUUCAGCAUCGGGACAAUUAGUGUAAAAGGCUCCCAGAGAGGUGACUGGCAUCACUUUUCUAUAACCUUUAGUCAUUUAAGUGCAGUUCUGUAUAAAUCAUUGUUUAUACAUUGGCUUAUGUUAACAUUUAAAUCUCAGCUCUGAAAUUACUAGUAUUUAGCUCUGAAUAGAUUAAAGGUAAGCCAGAAAGUCAAGACUGGUCUCUGAUAUAUAGAAGAUAUAAAAAAAGACUUUAAAAUAUAUUUUUCAAGGUACACCAAGACCUAAUUCCUUGAAGGGCCUUAUGGAUGUGCACAAUUUCAGAAGGCUGCUCAUCUGAUCUGUACAUACACAUAAAUUUGAUUGAAAAUUAGGGUCUGUCACCAUAAGCAAGUGAGAUGGUGCAAAUGACACUGGAGCCCACAAGAAAGUUGAGCUUCAUUCAAACUGAGCCAAAGAAAGUUUGGCUUCAUGCUUAUGUCAGCAAAUUUUUUUAAGAUUAUCUACCCAAAUCUGGACUCAGUUUUUGGAAAGCCUUGUUCUUGCACAUGCACAAAUACACUACUGCCUUAACAACUGUGGUUAUAUUCAUGCUCUUCCUUGAUUACAUACACAGUUUUACUGACGUAAGAGUGCUUGUAAUCAGUGCAAUUUAUACAUUUUUAACCAAGAAAAAUAAACUAUUUGAUAUAACUGUGUCCACACUGAGUUCAUGGUUUGUGCUCAGAAGGAUUUUGAGGUCCUGUAUUAAGAAAUUUGACAAAUGAUAUUUCUUAUGUUGAAGCCAUGUCUUUGAAUAAAACAUAUGAGAGAAUAGUAGGGGUUUUUUUCUGUGUAAUUGUGUUUGCAGUCAAGUUUUUGACAACCAAGAUAUCUCAGUUGUGUUAUUCUUUUUAAAGAGGUAGAUCAAACCUACAAGUCACAGCUGUAUAACUCUGAUGAAUGUAUCACAGCUGCCAUAGUUAUAUUAAUAUAACUGAACAUCUCACUGAAAAGAUAAUUUUUAUCCUUCAACUAAGGAAUCACAGUAAAUGUCUGCAUACCCUAAAAAAACCCCAGAUGUAUAAGGCUGUGCGAGUGAUUAAAAAAAACAUUAAACCCACUCACAUUUCAGGCCCUCUGCAUUUGCUCGUGAAGUUUUUUGAAAGACAGUUUACUUUACAACCUUUUAGCACAACAGUUGGACUAAGGAUAUGCAUUAACUGUUGGUGAACAAUCUGUAGUAAUUCUGAAGGUGCAUGGUCUAAGCAUAUGAUCUUCGUAGAAGGUGCAUUUGGAAGUAAUAUGAUGAUUCCUUCUAAGUACUCAGGCCAACAGUCACACCAUAGUUCAUAGUGUUAUUUUGCAGGUUAUUGCUUUAGCCUAAGAAGCUGAAUCAUGGGAUUAAGAACGUGAUUUAGUGAAACUUAGAGUGAUAAAAAAGAAAGAGGAAGAAUGUUGCAACAUUUCAGUUGUGCAAUAUCCUAAAAUGAACUAUAAAAAUUAAAUAGAGCUUGUAUGGGGAAAUUCUGUUUACAUGAAGGAGAAAAAUACUGACAAAUUUUAGUUCAAAAUUUCUGUACCUCUUAUUUAGAUUCCUCAAAUACCCGGUAUAUGCCUUGAAGUAACUUGUUUAUUUUAUUUGUGUACCAUGUAACAGCUAUCACAAUGAGAGAAAGACCACAUCUAAAUUUGUCAUUGAAACUGUCCUAAUGUCUCAUCAAGCAAACCAUAUAAAUACAUUUCUGGCUAAAUAAAAAUGAAUAUGAUUUUUUAAUUUUCUAGCAGCUGAGGCCUAAAAGAUGAUUAGAUUGUGCCCAAAUUAGCUCUUUUCCUCAUGCUACUCAAAAUCCAAACUAAUUUGGAUGUGCUGGGGGGGCUGUUUGGUGGUUUGAAUUCUCAGUGAAAGAAUAAAGGGAAUUUUCCUUAAGGUAUUUGCUGCCAGUUAGUACCUCUGGAUCAGUCAGAAAAUCCCUGCAGGCAGAAUAUAAUCUUCCUACUUUAAAAAUUUGGGACUUCAGUUUGGAGAGAAAUAGUUUAUGAUAACUGUGAAGAAAAUUAGAUGAUCAUGAGUCUUUUGGUCCUAAAAUAUUUUUUCCCUGUCUCCUCUACCUUCUUGUCUUUCCAGUCUUGAGAAGACUGUUUGACUGUAGAGUUCUACUAUAUGAGAUGGUGACACAAAAAUGCUGUCAUUUUCAUACAGGGUUCCUUGUCUUUUCCAUGGUGGUUGUUCUUACCUGUGCACCAUUGCAAAUAAUGACACUGGGACUAAACCUCCAGAGAGUGGUAUCUUUGGUUUUAUGAUUAAUAUUUCAGCACUUUUAGGUGUAAUUACAAUGUACAUCAGGUAUUUAUUAAUAGAGAAGCAAAAUGAGUCAUCGCACUUUGUUAGGUCUUCGUGCAACGUGUUUUCAUUGUGUAUUGGAUUGAUGGGCUGUAUUGGAAUGGGCAUAGUUGCAACUUUUCAGGAGCUGUCUGUUCCCAGUGUCCAUGACAUAGGAGCUUUGGUGGCGUUUGGCUCCGGUGUUGUAUACAUUACACUUCAGUCUAUAAUCUCUUACAAGUCCUGUCCACAAUGGAACACUUACUUUGUGUGUCACAUAAGGAUGGCCAUAUCUGUAAUAUCAUGCAUUGCUUUCAUUCCCAUGAUUGUGUUUGCUUCAGAAAUCUCCAUGACAAAAAUUGAUUGGAUUCCAGGUGAAAAGGAUUAUACUUACCAUUUUGUGAGUGCGAUCUGUGAAUGGAUGGUGGCCUUUGGGUUUAUCUUCUUCUUUUUAACAUUCAUUAGAGAUUUUCAGAGAGUUUCUUUAAGGAUAUCAACAGAAAUAUGUGAAGACUCCUGAUAGUGGAAAAAUUUAUAUUUUUUAUAUAUGAAUAUUCUAGGUUUCUUUUUACUUACAGAAAAAUGUUGCACAGGGAUAGGGAUUUAUAAAGUUCUAUAAAGAACCCAUGCCAUUAUCUCUGCAACAUCUAUAACAACAUCCACUAAACAUUUUAAAAAUUCACAGUAAUGUUCCUGCUACCUUUUUGCAAUAUUUUGUAUUUUUAUAAUGUUUGAUAUAUUAAAAAUACUGUAAUAGAAGUAAUCUGUAGAAGCACCUGAAAGUCAUUCAAAGACUUUGAUCUCCUCAGCUGUUCCCUUUUUGGACGUAUCCGUACUUUUUCAUUUGUUAUAGUCUGAUUAGUCACAUUAGUUUUAACCUUCAGAAAGUACAUUUUGCAAAUAGUUAGGAAAGUUUAAAGACAAUGAAAACACUAAGGCUGAAUUCCCGCUCUAUUGAGUUGCAAGGACUGUGGAGGAAGGUGUAAGCAGAAGUGGGCAUCUUUGUUUCAGGACUAGAAAUUUGCAGUUAGUACAUGGCAACACUAUGCUACACAUUUCUGAUAGUGGACACUGUACACAAAUGCAAAUCCUAGGAGAAGUUUAAACUACUGCUUGAAAGAGGUUUUCUAAUCAUCACUCUAAUGUAUGUUGUAAAAGUCUACUCCUUUUUCCCCUUUAUGCACUGCUGGCUGUAGGAAGCUUAAAACUGGUGGGAAUAGAAAGUAAAUUUACAGUUAUGCAUGAUCUGCUAAAGAGAAAUCUUACUGCAAUUUGGUUAAUACAAAGCAGAAGCUCUCCAGCCUGUGUUUUAACCUACAGUGAUGGAAUGAAGAGGGCUUCCAAAAAGUCAUUGGGAUUGAAUGGCAAAGAGGAAGAGGCACCAGUUCUUCUCAGGUGUUCAGUUGUAUGUGUAUGAGUAUUGUACAUCUAUAAAACAUGAAAAAAAACCCUGGAGAGCUUCUGUAGUGAAGAUACGGCAUAUUUGCUGCUAUAAACUUACUUCUAUAAUGAAAGACUUGGAAAGGCACGUUGCAAUUAUCUGGAGGCAAAAGGGUCUUUUGUGGAUUGAUUCACUACCUCCAUUUAGUGCAUUAACCACUUAGCUAUCAAUCAAGCUCUCUGAAAAUUACAUUUACCAUGGUCUAUCACAGUUUAUGCAGAAAUAUUGAUGAUUUCUAAUUUUUCAUGAGAUAAAACAAAUGUGUGUUUUGGAUAGUGAUGCCUUAACACUAGUCAUCUGUUGAUAUUUCCUUUAAUAUGUAUUUUAAACUGUAUUAAAUUCAGCUGUUUCACAA
This is a messenger RNA of Falco peregrinus (peregrine falcon), 4542 nucleotides long. RefSeq names its product DNA damage regulated autophagy modulator 1 (gene DRAM1). Gene Ontology annotation, biological process: regulation of autophagy. The transcript has 7 exons. The coding region runs from base 2607 to 3266 and encodes 219 amino acids. The record is from RefSeq and is a predicted model, not a curated record. NCBI's taxonomy places the organism in Eukaryota, Metazoa, Chordata, Aves, Falconiformes, Falconidae. Gene Ontology annotation, cellular component: lysosome.